Parasteatoda tepidariorum (common house spider) is the source of this 4112-nucleotide messenger RNA. RefSeq lists its product as uncharacterized. The record is from RefSeq and is a predicted model, not a curated record. Gene Ontology annotation, molecular function: protein binding. NCBI's taxonomy places the organism in Eukaryota, Metazoa, Arthropoda, Arachnida, Araneae, Theridiidae.
CUGUAUGGACAAUGGUAGCAGAAAUCCGUGGGAGUUGUUGAAGGGAGAGUGUGUACUUAGUGACGAUAGACGUUUCACAUCAAAUGUAAACUUUGAAUCUAUGUAGUUAUAAAAAUAUGAUACUAUGGAUCAUGGAUACUGGCUGAUGUCCACCCGUGGACAUCAAACACAUUGGUCAAGAUGUUAUGGAAUACAUCGAACAGAAUGUAAAACUCACAUCGAGUUAAGCAUAGCGGAACUCGAAACUUGUAUCGUGAAGCCUAACUUGCUAUUUGAGUUCGUGGCAACGUAAUAUGGCGCCCUUCAAGCUUAUAUUUACGUCAGUAUUAGUUUUGAUUUCUGUCCAUAUUAUGGUUUUAGAGUGUUCUCGGACUUAUUGUUCUGGUCCUAUGUGCACUAGGACAUCGUGUCCUUCUAGUUGUUCCUGUCUUGGCGGUUUAGUCGAUUGCAGUCGUCGAGGACUAGUUGACAUCCCUAAUGAUAUUCCGUAUUGGGUGCAAAUUUUGGAUUUACAGAAUAAUGACAUCGCAUCUAUCGGGGAAUCUUCUCUCAGUGGUCUCCAUAACCUAACAGAACUAGACUUGAGUAACAAUCAGUUGAGAUCAGUUAAUAGCUCACAGUUUCAAAACCUCCCUUCUCUACAAAAACUGCAUAUUAACCAUAAUCAUUUAACAGAACUUCCUGAUUUGGGUUAUCAAUCUUCCCUAACUGUACUCAAUGUGCAACAUAAUGAAAUCCAUAGUUUGAAUUCUUCAAUAUUAGAGGAUUUUCCGAAACUGCAAGUUCUUGAGUUGAGCUUCAACAGUCUUGUAGACUUACCAGCAAACACAUUUGGAAAUUCAUCGUCUCUUUUGCAUUUGUCUUUAAGUCAUAAUCGAAUUGUAAGCUUAGAGAAAGGUAUUUUUGACAACUUGUGGUCACUUGAAAGCUUAAAAUUAUCCAAAAACAAACUUCAAUCCAUACCCAAGGAAUUAUUCAGGCAGCUGAAGACUUUGUUACAUCUUGAAAUCAAUUCAAAUAGUCUUACGACCAUUGAGGGUCUUAGUUUCCAGGGGCUGGCCUCUUUAGUAGCUUUAAAACUGAGACACAGUGGGAUAACUAAUCUUCAGGAUGGUGCAUUCUAUGGACUCAAUAGUAUUAAGAAACUGUCCCUUGAUAACAACAACAUUGGGAAAAUCACCAAAGGAUGGCUGUAUGGCUUAAAUUCACUGCAACGAUUGUACCUUUUCAACAACAAUAUAUCUGAAAUUGAAGACGAUGCCUGGGAUUCUGGGAAAAGACUUGUUGAAUUGGAUAUGUCAAAUAAUAAAUUGCAAACAAUUUCCACCAAGGCUUUUGAUAAGUUGUAUGCUUUGAAAAGACUUGUUUUAGGUGAUAAUAUGAUCACCUAUAUUGAGGAGGAUUCUUUUCGCUCACUGGGAGCACUUCAAGUUUUAGAACUGAAAGACAAUGAAGUGUCAUGGACAAUAGAAGAUACGAGCAAAGUCUUUGCUGGUCUAGUCAGAUUAAAAUAUUUAGGCUUAGCCAAUAACGAAAUCAAGGCCAUAGUUAAAAGAGCAUUUAGUGAUCUUUCAAGGCUGGAAGUACUGAAUUUGACCCAAAAUGAAAUAACUACCAUAGAAGAAAAUUCUUUUUCAAGUAUGACACAUCUUCUGGAAAUCCAUAUGAAUACUAGUUCACUGUUGUGUGAUUGUCACCUGAAAUGGAUGGCCAGGACGUUCGGAUACAGAGUACAAGCGAAGUGCGGCUACCCCGAGAGGCUAGCUGGGAUUUCAGUAUUUGAUGUACCCCAAACUCAAAUGUUGUGUGAGAGCUCUCCUAAGCCGAUCAUUACUAAAGAACCAGUGGAGAAGAAGACGCUGAAAGGCGAGAAUGUCACUUUGGAGUGUCAGGCUAGAAGCACCAGUAACUCUGCUUGCAAAGUUCACUGGAGAAAAGAUGGAAAGCUACUCAACUCUAUUCGUCAUCCCACUAGAAACUUUGAUAUUGUUCAAGGUAAUUACACUACUUUCACCAGCAUUUUGAACAUCAAAAAUAUACAGGAUGAGGAUGAAGGGCGUUAUCAGUGUGUUAUCACUAAUAAAUUUGGUUCUGUGUAUUCAAGCAAAGCAAGGAUAACAGUGCAUAUCUUUCCAGUUUUUACCAAGACCCCUUCCGAUUUAGCCAUCAAAACUGGCAGUACAGCUAGGCUCGAGUGUGGAGCAAAGGGACAACCUCGCCCUGAAAUUGUUUGGCGGAAAGAUGGUGGCGGUGAGGAAUUUCCAGCAGCUAAAGAACGCCGCAUGCAUGUCAUGCCAACGGAUGAUGUAUUCUUCAUUGUUGGUGUGAAGCCCAGUGACACUGGUGUUUACAGUUGUGCCGCUUCUAAUAUUGCUGGCACCAUUGUUGCAAACGUCACCCUUACUGUAUUAGAAACUCCUUCCUUUGUGAAAAAAAUGGAAGACAAAGAGACGAGGGCCGGCGAGACCACCGUCCUGGAAUGCCUGGCAUCAGGCAGCCCUAGGCCGAAACUGAAGUGGACGAAAGACGGUGGCUCUCUUUAUGCCACUGAAAGACACUUCUUUACUGCUGGUGACCAACUUCUGAUCAUCGUUCAGACGCAGGCAUCUGAUGCUGGCACCUACACCUGUGAAAUGUCCAAUACUCUGGGGACGGAAAGAGGUUCUAGUCAAUUGAAAGUUAUGCAAGUCUCUCAGAAUGGAUAUGCAGUGGAAGAAAGUCAUACCACUACUGGCGUCAUAGUCAUUGCAGUUGUGAUCUGUAUUGUUGGUACAUCUAUAAUCUGGGUUGUCAUCAUAUAUCACACAAGAAAGCGGUCUGAGGAGUACCCACAAGGGGGAGCCACUUCUUCUGUUCACUCUUCUGAUUUGGCUCCAUACAGCUCUUGCUCGGGGAUAUGUCCUAAGGAAUUCAGGCGUCCUUCUGGCAGGAACCUUUUUCUUGAUUCUCAAUCUGGUCAUUCAAAAGACAGUGGCACAGGAGACAGUGGUCAACAAAGCAGUGAUGAUAUGUUGGUAGAAGAUGAUCAUGAUCUUCUAAUUGAAAUGCCCUCUACUUAUGGAAGAGUUCCAAUUCGAAGCCACUUCCUUGAAUCGCAGGAGAAUGGUGAAGACAUUCAAGUUGUUCAAGAUCCAUGUGUUUCUGGUGUUCACUGCAGAGAACAAGUACCCUUGUUGCACACUUUUAGAACUAAUCUCAAAAAUUCUGAGAAACAAUUUCCUGCACUUGGGGAAAAUUCUAAUGGUCAUUAUAGCUUGACCCACUGUCGGCCGCAAAGGUGGCCUUUGGACACUGUUCAACGAUCGUACUCCGCAGAGCAGCUAGGAGGAGAGAACUCUCACAUACAAUGUAAUCCUCCCCUCGAGUCUUUGCUUCGGACCGACAGCGAUACGACCGAGAGAGAUUCUGGGUUUUCCACUUUUCCGCGGAGUGCAACAUUAGCAUCGGUCAGCAACUGGAGCAGUGACUCACCCAGAUUCCUGAGGCUACCAAAAGAUAUUCCUAAUGAUAGUGGUAGUUUCUCGAUUGCUGGGGACGAAACUUCUCAAGAGCUGCCCAACAGGUGUCGUUCCAUUACCGCUCUUCCCUCUCACAUUGUGGUCAUCCCCAACGAAAGGAACAGCUGCGUCUGCAUUGCAGGACCUCCAGACGCAUAGCACCUGGCGUGAAAUUGAUUUUGUACAUUUGUGAAAAGUAAAAUCAUCAUAGUCAUUUUUAUUCAUUUUUCAUUUAAGCACAGUUCAGUGUUGUAUAUACGUUCUAGCAGCUAAAAUAGAGUGUAGAUAAUAGUAUAUGAGUUUUAAGAAUGAAAAAUGUAGGGUCUACAUUUACUACCUCACCAAAUUGAGGAUUUUUGUUUUUUAAUUUUUAAAAUAAAAAGUUUUAAAGCUUUUGAUAUGUAAUUAAAAGUUGAUGAUUUUACUACCUCACUCUUCUAAGUUGUUCCCUUCCCCCUCCCUUUAUGAUGCUUUCUUAAAUUCUUAUCUUGCAUUUUAAAUUGUGCAAGAUUUUAAAUUUGAUACACACUGAAAAUGUGUUCUUCAGAAACCUUAAAUGACUUCUUGAAAAUUUUGGAUUAUUCCAAAAUAUUUUAGGUUUGAGAAUAACUUUUG